Messenger RNA from Fimicolochytrium jonesii, 1035 nucleotides. RefSeq lists its product as uncharacterized. Lineage: Eukaryota; Fungi; Chytridiomycota; Chytridiomycetes; Spizellomycetales; Powellomycetaceae. The coding region runs from base 62 to 883 and encodes 273 amino acids. The transcript has a single exon. The record is from RefSeq and is a predicted model, not a curated record.
GUUGGACUGUUGGGACCUUUGCCCCGACAGCUGCAACGACGACACACAGAACCUCCGCAAAAUGCACAGAGCGAUAGCACACCCUCAACGGACGGUCGCAGCACUGCAGUCAUGCAGACCGACAACACAGAUCGUACCGAGCCGUUCCAUGUCCUCCACAACCUCACCCUCCGCAAAACCCGCCGCCGGAGGGGUCGAUCUUUCGAACGCCGCGUCUCUAAAAGCACGGCAUCCCAACACCGUAUACCGCGAAGCGAUGAAAGUAAAGCGAAAGCAGUACUUUGAAGAGUCGAAGCAGGCCUCAGCACGAAAAGAACUAGAGUCCGUAGAAGAGCGUGGCCGUGAAGAACAGCGCAAACGUGAUCUCGCCGAAAAGAUUCGUCAAUUCAAAGCCCUUCGUAGUCAGAGUUUUAGUGAAGACGUGACGGCGACGCACGGUGGUAAAGCUUCGCCGGUCGACGCUCUAGAUGGCGGCAGCUCAGCAGGCGAGACGGGGUCAGCGAAAGUGAAGGCAGAUGCGGAGAACAAAGAGUGGAAGGAGUUUAUCAGCCUCCGCCGGCAAAAGCGAUUCGAAAACCACGUACGAGAUCGAGUCGAGCAGUCGGAACAACGUUUAGAAUCGUUGCUGUACCUAUACCAUUCCACUGCGAAGUUCAUAACGUACGAUAACCUUGAGCCCACAAUCAGGGCCCUGGUAGCCCAGCCCACCACUCGGAUGCUGUCUGCCGAUCGGCCACCCUCGUUGGGACAGGAAAGGCAUAAGGCUCUGGAUCAGAUAAUGUCGGGGGUUUUAAAUCACGGGAUGGGGCUGGAGACGCUGAAGAAAGAGGCGAAGGCGUUAGCGGAGAGUGAGCAGGGCGGUGCUUCGAACAAGUCAUCGUAGCGGGGCACCGGUUUCGGCAGCUUGGGAUAGAUGUGCUGUGUAGUCGUAAGGAUGCGGGGUGUCAGUGGAUAGAUCCGUCGAUAGCAUACCACACCAAUGAUUUAAAUGUCCUGUGCGUCCCUUCGCAAGGCAGACGCAAAUAUAUAUAGAGG